Molecule: messenger RNA, 876 nt
Organism: Caenorhabditis remanei
Lineage: Eukaryota; Metazoa; Nematoda; Chromadorea; Rhabditida; Rhabditidae
Exons: 5
Coding region: 1-876 (291 amino acids)
Source: RefSeq, a predicted model, not a curated record
AUGAGCGUCCGCGAUUACUCUCCAGAACUCGGUCUUCAUGAUGAUGAUUUUGUGGUUGAAAUCAGCGAUGUAGAGGAUGAAAAUGUUGAAGAAAAUAGAGAAGAAGAAGAAGUGGAGGUUCCAGCUAAAAAACCAAAGCUGUCUGCUGACCGCAAAAUUGCGGCUUCAUCGAACGGGGCAAACCAAGAUCAAGCUCCGCCAUCAGCCAGAACCAGAGCUGCUUCUACUCGCCCACCGAAGCAGCAAACUGCUCCAAAACGUCGACAAGCUCGUUCCGGCCGUCCAGCAAACAUUCAGUCGGCUCCACAAUCGGGAGCUCGUUCAAUUGAUUGGACGCAUAACCGAAAUGUUGAACGCGUCAGUUCACUUCCUCCGGUUCGCUCAAACAAAGAGGAUUCUAUUGGACCAAAAUGUAGAAGACGUAGUGUGUCCCCCACAAAAUCGGAAGUGACGGAUGAGCGGCUCUGCUUCCUUCGAGAGUAUAUGGCUCUUAAGGCCCUUACUAAAAAGGAAAUGGAAGAGUUUGACAAUGAAGGAUUCAUGCCGCCUCAUCGUAAAAUCUGCACACAUCCAGUUGUUGUCGGCGCGGCUGAAGCAAAAAAGGAAUAUGCGACCACUGGAAAAAAGGCUGAAAUUUUGGGUGAGCUAUUUCAUCACAUCUAUCCACAAUACACUCCUUUCUACCAACAUAUUGAUGUCCGUUGUUUUUCAGCUUUCAAAAAUGUUCUUCGAAUGAUGGCCGAACUUCGCUUGACUUCCAAAAAACAAACUCUUCUCAAAGCAUUGAAAGACGAGAAGGAAAAGGAGUUGGCAGCGUUGAAGGUCGACGAGGAAAUAAAUGAAGAAGCUAUGGAGACCGCAUGGCGUCAAUUUUGA